Malaya genurostris is the source of this 1847-nucleotide messenger RNA. RefSeq names its product deoxynucleotidyltransferase terminal-interacting protein 1. The coding region runs from base 155 to 1552 and encodes 465 amino acids. Gene Ontology annotation, cellular component: nucleus. The transcript is spliced from 2 exons. NCBI's taxonomy places the organism in Eukaryota, Metazoa, Arthropoda, Insecta, Diptera, Culicidae. Gene Ontology annotation, molecular function: DNA binding; nucleosome binding. The record is from RefSeq and is a predicted model, not a curated record.
GUCAAAGCUAUAGCCUAACUAUUGGCGAUUUAUCGUUUACAUUAGAAGCCCACUAGUUGCAUAUUUGCAGGCAGUAAUUUUGUUGUACCGAAAAUCACGUGUACAAAAGGUGUGCUUUCGACUUUAGGUGAUACAAUUUCCGAUUGCGUCGAAUAUGGUCAUUCAGCGUGUUUGGCGUUCAUCACCAUCAACGUCGGGCGGUACUAAUUUUCCGAAUAACAGUAGCAGUAAUAGCAGCAGCACCCACGUAGCAACAAGUACCUCUGAAUUGGUGGUGCCAAAUACGGCGGUAGGCUCAUCCGAUUCGGAAUGUAACAACUCAGGAGGUCUGCAACAAAGCGGAAACAGUGGCACUGGAUGCGGAAAAGUACAGCGACCAAAGCUUAGUGGAGAAUCAAUGUUGGAAGUGUUGAAAAUGCGAUACUCUGGCCGCUCCUAUGCCAGUCAAUCAUCAAAUGAUGCAGCUCUAAAAUCAAUGGAAUUAUUACGUGCCAACAUUCAGUAUCUGUUCGACAGAGAGGUUGAUGUAAUUAUUAAAAAGUUUAGUUCGCUGUUUUUUCUUCCUGCCAUCAAGAACAUCAAGGAAAAUUUAGGAGAAAAUGCCAUCUCUGAAGAGACACUCAAAACUAUGUAUUGCUCAUUGCUGGAAGCCAGUAAAGCUCAAUAUGUCGGACAAAUAUUAUCUCCAGCGGAGAAUUCUUUAUCAAGAGCCAACACUCCUGGAAUGGAACUUAGUGAUUCCGAUUCCAGUACAGAUAACACCGUUCCAUCCGGAACCACUAGUCUUCUUCAGCAAGCUCUCAAAAGAAAACUACCCGAGCCAAAUCAACCGGAUGUAUUCAAGCGCCAGUACUUCCUGCAGGGAUCAGUCUACUCACAAAAUCAGCAUUCAAUUCUUCAAUCUCUUGGAAAUGUGCAAGGUUCUCUUCCAUACCAAAUUAGACCGUCGGUUCUAAAUCCGACCGUUUACUCGACUACCAUCAGUCCGGAAACAUUGUUUAUUCUGGAUUUCAAAGCAGGUCGAGCUUUGGGAGUCGCCGAUUUCCGAGACCGUUUGGCUAACAAACACCCGGAAAUUUUGCGCUACUGCCCGGACAAUCAGGAUCGCGAAUGGCUACUGCAGCAGAAGCAAAUUUCUCCCCUGAAUCGCAAUGGUCGUUUCUUUCUGCUCGUCCUAGAUGAAGUGAAAAAGCUUGCCGAACGAAACGUUGAAUACUCCAACAAUCCAUACAUGAAACUAUCGGAUCUGCAGGGAUUCAAACUCACGGAAUCCGUCUUCGCCAAAGUGCAGAAACUGAUCAAAGACAGCGCAGAAUCGACGAUAAAACCAGUGGCCCAGAUAUCAACCGUACUGGCCCCUAUCCCGGUUAGUAUUCCGCCGAGGCCCAGGGUUUCGUCACUAAGUUCCUCACAUGCCACACUGACGGCAUUGUUGGCAUCUCCACAGUCCAGUACCAUGCCGGAAAUUGGAACCGCAUCGAGUUCUUCCGGAGUAACCGUUGUCGGACAGGACGCCACUCCCACUGGCGUCAGUGGAGAAACAAAGACUUAAAUCAAUCAACCGGAAAGUUCACUACUGUUUUUAAGCUUUUUAGUAGACCGACCGCAGCUAGUGCGGUGGUAACCGAAAGAACCGGGUUCGAUGUGUACAUAUCAAGGUUUUAAAUAUGAUCGGUGAAAUGCUACUCGCAGAGGAAAAAAAAGUGAUAUUAAGUCGUUAUUGACAAAGCAGCUUGACAAAGGCGAUUUUAAUUGUGAAUGUGUAUUAGUAGCUUUGUGCAUCUUUGAAUGUAUGCUGUUUGUAUUGUGCUUUAUGUGUUUUAAAUCAAUACAUUUUGAUCGAUGGA